GUCGCGGCGCGGCAGGAUGGCGGUUCCCGGCCGGCGGUGAGGGUGAGGGCGAGGGCGAGGGCGAGUUGAGGCGAAGGCGCAGCGGGGUCGAGGCCGCCAUGUCGAGCGGGGCCCCGGGCAGCUCCGUCUCCGACCCGCAGCACGCGGCGCGGCUGCUGCGGGCGCUGAGCUCCUUCCGGCAGGAGGGCCGCUUCUGCGACGCCAACCUGGUGCUGGACGGGCAGGAGAUCCCGGUGCAGACCAACAUCCUGGCCGCCGCCAGCCCCUACGUGCGAACAAAACUGAACUAUAACUCUCCCAAGGAUGAUGGAUCCGUGUAUAAAAUUGAACUUGAAGGGAUAUCUGUGGAUACCAUGAAAGAAAUUCUGGACUACAUCUUCAGUGGCCAGAUCAAGCUCAGCGAAGACACCAUCCAGGAUGUGGUACAAGCUGCUGACCUGUUGCUGCUUACGGACCUGAAAAAGCUCUGUUGUGAGUUUCUGGAGGGUUGCAUUGCUGCUGAGAACUGUAUUGGCAUUCGGGACUUUGCAUUACACUACUGUCUGCUCCACGUCCACUACCUGGCCUCGGAGUACCUUGAAACACACUUCCGGGAUGUCAGCAGCACAGAAGAAUUCCUAGAACUCAGUCCUCAAAGACUAAAAGAAGUCCUCUCCUUGGAGAAGUUAAACGUUGGGGAUGAGAAACAUAUUUUUGAAGCAGUCAUUCGGUGGAUUUCCCAUGAUCCCGAAUUAAGAAAGGUUCAUAUGAAGGAUGUUAUGUCGGCUGUGUGGGUCACUGGAUUGGACUCCACUUACCUGCGUGAACAAAUGUUGAAUGAGCCAUUGGUUCGGGAGAUUGUCAAAGAAUGUAACAACAUUCCACUCACCCCACCCCAGCAAGAAGAGGCGAUGCUGGCUUCUUUUAAACCCCGAGGAUACUCGGAGUGCAUCGUGACCGUUGGGGGUGAAGAAAGAGUCUCCAGGAAGCCCUCAGCUGCAGUGCGAUGCAUGUGCCCUUUGUACGAUCGUCACAGACAAUUGUGGAUAGAGCUGGCUCCUAUGAGUACAGCCAGGAUAAACCACAGUGUGCUUUCUGCAGAGGGGUUCCUGUUUGUCCUGGGAGGUCAAGAUGAAAAUAAAACUACGCUAAAUUCGGGCGAAAAGUAUGAUCCAGAUACAAAUACAUGGAGCCCCUUGCCACCCAUGACUGAGGCACGGCACAAUUUUGGUCUGGUUGAGAUUGAUGGGGUGCUAUACGUUUUGGGAGGUGAGGAUGGCGAACAAGUGCUCACUUCCAUGGAGUCCUUUGACAUUUACAAUAGGACAUGGACAAAGCAACCAGAUUUAACCAUGAUUAGGAAGAUCGGUUGCUAUGCAGCUAUGAAGAAGAAGAUCUAUGCGAUGGGAGGUGGUUCCUAUGGAAAGCUCUUUGAGUCUGUGGAAUGUUACGACCCGAGGACUCAGCAGUGGACGGCCAUCUGCCCACUGAAAGAGAGGAGGUUUGGGGCCGUGGCGUGUGGUGUGGCUUCAGAGCUCUACGUCUUUGGCGGUGUGAGAAGCCGCGAUGACAAUCAAACCAGUGAGAUGGUGACGUGCAAAUCAGAAUUCUACCAUGAUGAAUUCAAAAGAUGGAUCUAUCUGAGUGAUCAGAAUUUAUGCAUCCCAGCCAGUUCCUCAUUUGUGUACGGAGCUGUGGCCAUUGGGGCCAGCAUAUACGUGAUCGGGGAUUUGGAUACAGGUACCAGUUACGAUUACGUGCGGGAAUUCCGAAGAAGCACUGGAACAUGGCACCCGACAAAACCUCUCUUCCCGUCCUACCUUCGCCACACCGGAUGCGCCGCUUUGCGCAUCGCCAACUGCAAACUCUUCCGCCUCCAACUCCAGCAGGGGCUGCUCCUCUCCCUCCGCGCCCGCGUCCCUUCUCCUUGACGGUCCUUCACGCAGCCGCCCGGAAGAGUGCCUGGGGAAAGCCCACUGUACUGAUAAAAACUGCUUUAUGUAAACAGAGAAGCCAACGUCCUGCAAGCAGACCUUUAAACCGUAUACUCGGCUUUGGUAUGAUAACCGUUCUAACUUUUCUUUCAUUGCUCAAAACGCUUAAGCCUCGGCCUGCCGCUGGAGGGGCUCACGGUAGAAAAAUGGAAGAGGUCCCGUUACUUACACAUGUUAAGCCACACGGCUGGAGGCCGUCCCUUGGUUUCCAACGAAGAACAAUAGUGUGAAAAGAAAACUUACGGAAAAUGAGGCAGCAUUUGCAGGAUGUGUUUUCACCAAGGGGGAAUGGUUGUGAGUAACAGUAUUGUGUUGACGUAGGGAAGCCCGGCUGGCAGGCAAUAUACUGAAUGAAAAAAAUCACACUCCCUCUCUCUGUCUCUGUCUCUCUCUCUCUCUCUGUCUCUCUCUCAUGCCAAAAGAGACUUUUUAAAGAUCCACUGAGAGGGGAAGAAAACGGGCAGGUGAACUUUUAUUUUCACAGCUUUUUUUUUGCAAUGGGGAGGCCUCUGCCCGGAAUGACACGUAAAGCCAUCAUUCACACUUUUUUUAUUCCUAGGAAUUUUUUUUAAAAAAAACACGAAAUGGACUAAUCUCUAAAACCAAGCUCAGCGUUGUGCUGUUAAAAAAGGGAACUAAAUAUGAUUACAUACUGUAGGUCUUUAUUAUUUGUGGUUCACCUUAAAGGUAUUUUGGACUUCGGGAACGGAUCUCAAUUAAUGAGGUGGAUGAGGAUGAAUUUCAGAAGUGCCAUACAUGAUUAUGAACGGGGCAGGUAGCACAUAUUUAGGGUGGGAGUGGGGUGGUAGAAGAGCAAUUAAUACAAGGAGAAUAUUUCCAAACAUGAGGAAUAACAAAU
Molecule: messenger RNA, 2832 nt
Organism: Ahaetulla prasina
Lineage: Eukaryota; Metazoa; Chordata; Lepidosauria; Squamata; Colubridae
Gene: GAN
Product: gigaxonin
Exons: 11
Coding region: 99-1910 (603 amino acids)
Biological process (GO): cytoskeleton organization
Molecular function (GO): protein binding
Source: RefSeq, a predicted model, not a curated record